ACCCCGGGCGGGCGCUGGCAUUGGCCCCGCCAGCCCCUAUAAAGGCAGGUGCACCCAGGUGUAAGCUGAUCCCCCGCCCAGGGCUGCAAGCGGCGACGGGUUACGGUCCGUGGAUUCUUUUCUCCUCCAUUGAGCGCGUCAGAGAAGCGGCCGCACCAUGUCGAUGGGGUUGGAGAUCGGCGGGGUGGCCCUGUCGGUGCUGGGUUGGUUGUGCAGCAUCAUCUGUUGCGCGUUGCCGAUGUGGAGGGUGACGGCCUUCAUCGGCAACAACAUCGUGACGGCCCAGAUCAUCUGGGAAGGGCUGUGGAUGAACUGCGUGGUGCAGAGCACGGGGCAGAUGCAGUGCAAGGUGUACGACUCCAUGCUGGCCCUGCCGCAGGACCUGCAAGCCGCCCGCGCCCUCCUCGUGGUCAGCAUCGUCUUGGCCGUGCUGGGUUUAAUGGUGGCCAUCGUGGGCGCCCAGUGCACCCGUUGCGUGGAGGACGAGAGCACCAAAGCCAAGAUCACCAUCGUCUCCGGCGUCGUCUUCCUCCUCUCCGGCGUCAUGACCCUCAUCCCCGUCUCCUGGUCGGCCAACACCAUCAUCCGGGAUUUCUACAACCCGCUGGUGCUUGACCCGCAGAAGAGGGAGCUGGGCACCUCGCUCUACGUGGGCUGGGCGGCCUCUGCCCUGCUGCUGCUGGGGGGGGCUCUGCUCUGCUGCUCCUGCCCCCCCAAAGAGGACAGGUACGCCACCAGCAAGGUGGCCUACUCCGCUCCGCGCUCCGCCGUCACCAGCUACGACAAGAGGAACUAUGUCUGAGCCCCUUCGGGACCCCCCGGCAGCCCCCUCGACAUCCCACACUCCUCCCGACCCCACCCGGGACCCUCAUCACCCUCCACAGGGACCGGGGACGGCAACACCGGGGUGGGGGGGGCGCGAAGGAGGGGACGGGGACAGCCGCGGGGUCAGGGCCAGGCUGUGUAAAUAGAGACGGUUUCGGUUAAACAAGAGGCGGUUUCGGGUCGGCGGGAGAAGCGGCACCUGGCGUGCCCCUGCCUGUGCCGAGGGGACAGAACGGAGACAGGGAUGGGGACGGUGCUCCCCUCUCGGUGCCCCCCUCCCUCCCCCUCCAUCGCCACCGGCCAGGCACCAUCUGUCCCUGUUACGCGUGGUCUGUACCGGUUACAUUUGUCAAUAAACGUGUCCUGUUUUGCUA
Messenger RNA from Colius striatus (speckled mousebird), 1199 nucleotides. It is a transcript of the gene CLDN3, whose product is annotated as claudin 3. Lineage: Eukaryota; Metazoa; Chordata; Aves; Coliiformes; Coliidae. Gene Ontology annotation, biological process: bicellular tight junction assembly; cell adhesion. Gene Ontology annotation, cellular component: plasma membrane; bicellular tight junction. Bases 158 to 802 code for a protein of 214 amino acids. The transcript has a single exon. Gene Ontology annotation, molecular function: structural molecule activity. The record is from RefSeq and is a predicted model, not a curated record.